UUGUAUUCGGGGGAACGUAUUUUGGCGUCGGACCAAUGAGUAGCCAAGCGCACACCGCUUUAGGGAUUCUACGAUGGACGUGGAGAACCUGCUUUCCAAAGUGUGCCCCUGUGAAAGAACUGGCCAGGGCGCCAUUAUUUCUCCUUCACCGACCAUUCUGUUCAUCACAGCUGGUUCCACCCUUGUCUACUCCUGCUCAGACCGUCCCGCAAGGAAGGACAGAGCUAACCAUACAGUCUUUGGCUGAAAUUGGUUUCUCUGAAAGCCAGGCUCAGUUGGUGUAUGAAGCAGCAAGUAAAAACCGCUGCAAGCAUGACGUGCCAGUGUUAACUGUCCUCUUCAGCCUCGGAUUAAACCCAAGCAGCGUGAUGAAGAUCCUGGAGAAAUGUCCUGAGUUGUAUUCUCUUAAAGAAUCUCAGUUGCAACAGAGGGUUAUGAAUCUAAGGAAGCUUGGCCUGCUUGAAGGCUGUUUGCAGAGGGUGAUAAGCCACUACCCAAAGAUACUGUCAUUUCCAGUGAAGAGGGUGAACGCAGUGUCUCGGCUUCUCAGAGAAAAGUGCCAGUUCACUGCUCAGCAGAUGGCAGACAUCCUCCGAGACUCACCACACGUGGUGGAAGAAGAUCCUGCACGUCUGGAGUACAUGUUUCAGUAUGUAUAUUUCCGUAUGGGCUGUCGCCAAGCUGAGAUGGUGAAAGCGAAGCUCUUUACACUCACCCUGGAGGAGCUGCGGUGUCGUCACAGCUUCCUGGAGCGUCGCGGACUGUUCCAAACCCCUGACAAGAAGGGCCAGACACUUGUCCUCAACCCUCGCCUCAAAGACUUUCUCAGCAUCUCCCAGGAACUUUAUCUCACCGAUGUAGCCAACGCUACACAGGAAGAGUUUGAUGUGUUUCAGAAACUUGUGGCAAGAGAGCAGGAGGAAGAGGAGCAAAGUGAAGAGUACAGCAGUGAUGAUUAUGACGAAGACGACGACGACGACGAUGAUGAUAAUGAGGUCACAAAGAGGUCUUUCAGUUACAAAAAGAAAACAAAUCAGAGAGCGAAGAAUCCAGAAAGAAACUGAUCACCAAAAUAUCUGCUACUUGUAAUAUGCAUCUUAACAUCAACAUAAAUUGUUUUUUAUCUUCAU
Molecule: messenger RNA, 1130 nt
Organism: Tachysurus vachellii
Lineage: Eukaryota; Metazoa; Chordata; Actinopteri; Siluriformes; Bagridae
Gene: mterf4
Product: mitochondrial transcription termination factor 4
Exons: 4
Coding region: 36-1064 (342 amino acids)
Biological process (GO): regulation of DNA-templated transcription
Molecular function (GO): double-stranded DNA binding
Source: RefSeq, a predicted model, not a curated record